This is a messenger RNA of Polypterus senegalus (gray bichir), 3444 nucleotides long. It is a transcript of the gene rdh10a, whose product is annotated as retinol dehydrogenase 10a. Bases 749 to 1756 code for a protein of 335 amino acids. Gene Ontology annotation, molecular function: oxidoreductase activity, acting on the CH-OH group of donors, NAD or NADP as acceptor. The transcript has 6 exons. NCBI's taxonomy places the organism in Eukaryota, Metazoa, Chordata, Cladistia, Polypteriformes, Polypteridae. Gene Ontology annotation, cellular component: lipid droplet. The record is from RefSeq and is a predicted model, not a curated record.
AUUAUCGACAGUACUACAGUUACAUCAUUGAAGUGACUCAAAAUUCAAAUGUCAUUUUGUUUCAAAGCACCACUUUCGUUCCGUACGGCAGCCCACGUAAAAUGUUUUCGUUGGUUACCGGCGCUGAGCCGGUCGGGCCAGUUGGGUUUAAAUAGCAGGCGAUCGUCGUGCAAUCUGCUCAGUUUUGGCAGCGGCGCUAAGUCGAGGGGGGACUCGAAUAGCAGGGAAGGGGUUGGCUAAGCAGUGGAGCUUGUUAGACAGGAGGGGUACGCGAGAACGGGGCGCUGGGCACUUAACGCUGUCUGAUCACAGUACGCCUUAGGGGUUGCUUGGCUAUCUAACGAAAACUACAAGUUUUAUUGACUCUCUGAGAAACUCGGACACUUUUAUGAAUAUUUAACAGUACGACCCAUUCUUUUUUUAAGAAUUAAUAACCGUAUUUGGUUUAAUUUACAGUUUCUAGACUUGACUAGGCAAGACUAUUUUAUAUGUUGAAGACGCUUCGUUUUUGUACUCUCCGAGUCCUUUUGACUUUUUUUUCUGUUUUUUAUUAUAAGCCAAAGUGUGAGCCGGUUAAAGAAGCUGAACGUUUAAUUCGUUCUUAGUCUUCUGGUGCAUAGACUGCCAAUUUUAUGAUCACUGGGCUUCAGUAAUUACCAUUAGCUACUACUGAUUCCCUUUUAUUGUAGCUUAUUUAUUUAAGAAAAAUAUUUAUUUGUGCGUACUCGCUGCCAAAGCGCUGCUCAUCAUGAAUAUUGUUGCCGAGUUUUUCGUGGUCGCCUUCAAGGUGCUCUGGGCGUUUGUACUUUCCGCUCUCAAGUGGUUCGUGCGACCCAAAGAGAAGAGUGUGGCCGGCCAGGUGUGCCUCAUCACCGGUGCGGGCAGCGGCCUCGGGCGCCUGUUUGCCAAGGAGUUCGCGCGGCGGCGAGCAAUUCUGGUCCUGUGGGACAUCAACAGCCAGGGCAACGAAGAGACUGCCGAGAUGGUGCGCCAGAUCUACAAGGAGUUGGGCAGCCAGCAAACGGACGGUGCUAUGGAAGAGGUUACAACUUUCCAACCCCAAGUUUAUACCUAUGUAUGUGAUGUGGGAAAGCGUGAUAAUGUUUACCAGACUGCUGAAAAAGUACGCCGAGAAGUGGGAGAUAUCGAUGUCCUCGUCAACAACGCUGGUGUUGUAUCCGGCCACCACCUGCUAGAGUGUCCUGACGAGCUCAUAGAGAGGACCAUGAUGGUGAACUGUCAUGCUCACUUUUGGACUACCAAAGCUUUUCUUCCCAAGAUGCUGGAGAUCAAUCACGGCCACAUUGUGACAGUUGCAAGUUCUCUUGGGUUGUUCAGCACCGCUGGAGUGGAGGAUUACUGUGCAAGUAAAUUUGGUGCAGUCGGCUUCCAUGAAUCUUUAAGUCACGAGCUGAAAGCUGCAGAUAAGGAUGGCAUCAAAAUGACACUUGUUUGCCCGUACCUUGUAGACACUGGCAUGUUUCGAGGCUGCAGAAUCCGCAAAGAAAUUGAACCAUUUCUUCCUCCCCUGAAACCAGAGUAUUGUGUCAAACAAGCUAUGAAUGCAAUCCUCACUGAUCAACCGAUGAUCUGCACGCCUCGCCUCAUGUACAUGGUUAACUUCAUGAAAAGCAUCCUUCCCUUUGAGGCUGUGGUGUGCAUGUAUCGGUUUUUGGGAGCAGACAAAUGCAUGUACCCUUUUAUUGCACAAAGAAAGCAAGCAAUGAACAACAAUGAAGCUAAAAAUGGAAUCUAAGUCUGCUAGUGUGUUUGGAGGGCAGACUCCUUCAUGGCGAGGGGACACAAACCACUGAAGGUUCUUGUUUUUGAAGACUGAAUGAAUGAAUGAAGACUGGUGCACUUGCAUUGACGAGAUGCAAAGGUUUUACCAUAUUGUUCUCCUGGAACAAAAAGAAAGCUGUGUACUACACUUUGUUUUUUUCCCCCCUUUGCUGAAACUUAUCUUGUUUAUAUACUGUAAACAUUCUAGAAGUUGACAAAGAAUAGUUUUAAAGAAUAUGCAAAAUUAUUCAAGAAAUAUGUUAUUUACUUAAUGUAGUCACCAGCAGCAUUUAAUGUUUUAUGUGUGGUAAUAUACAGUAUGUUACUGUAUGAAAUGUCUAUGAAAUGGUGAAUCUUGUCACUUUUUUGUUUUUUUCCUUUGUAGACAUGCACUGUAAUUUUGAGGCCCUGCUCUACUGCCAAUGGUGCCCACCUCCCAUGCUGAGCAUUUCAUUAUGCAUUAUUGUAGCUCUCUUGAAGCAUUGAUUGAGUUUUUUUUUUUUUUUUAAUGAAAGCAUUAAGUUUGCUAUUUUAUUAAACACAACUGGAAUUCAGUGGAGGAAUCCCCGUAGAGCCGAGACUUCGGACUGCCGCCAUGUAGGAGUUAAGAGUUUGGUUUCUGUGACAGGAGAUUCUGCUCCGGUUAACGUGGAACGCAGUCCUCCCCGAACCUACGCGGACCCGUCGCACGAGCUGCGGCAGCUGUAGUGCACUCGGAUAAAAUUCCCCUUACAGAAAAGUGCCUUUAACUUUAGUUUUCGAUUUUUAAAUUGCGGGCUGAUUACAAGUGUGUGAAUAUCCUGCUGCUAAGCUAUUGGUAUUGACUUGGUCACAGGUCCACUGGUGACAUUAAAUGGCAGAGCCCUGUUUUCAAGUAAUUCUACCCGUAGGCUGUUUAUUUUCUUCUCUGUGUUCUGUGAAUUUUCUCCUGACAUUUUCUGUGCGGUGCCAAAUUCAGAGAGCGUGGUGCCUUUUGAGGGCCGUUCUGCUUCUUUCACUGGCUUGUCUUCUGACUCUCAUGAGGAGGAGUGCGGUAUUUGGCAAAACCGGCAGAAGCUGUGAAAGAAAAAUGAAGGAAGCCCAAGUGCAAAUCCGUUAGCCCUUCAGUAUUGGCAGCCAUCCUACACCUCUGCUAAUGUGCCUUUCCAAACGUGUGGGGAGUCCAGUGGGAGCAAAUGCCACUUCUAGGAGGUUUUCUCCGCUCUACCAGGCUUGUGCCAAGCUUGUGUAGGGGAGUGUCUGAAAACGCCAUCCAGGAGGAGUUAUGUGAUGGUUGAUAUUGAAGCAAUCCCAAAAUAUUCAAAUACAAAAUAAAGUAAACUAGACGAUUGACGUUAAAAUGUGCUGUCUGGGGCGCGCACGCUGCUUACUGGGGGUCUGCUCCAGAUAUCGAGUGUCACUUGAGCUUUGAUUGAAGGAUCACCGGUGAUGAACAAAUAAUAUGAAUCUUGUAAAGGGUGAAAAAUGUAAGCUUGUGCUUAUUGAAAAUGUGAAAUUAUUUUUAUUUUUCAUGUGUUGGAACACUUUGAACCACUGUGGGUAUCUUGGAAAAAGGCGGUUAGUGACAUUCCAAGUUUUUAUUCUAAGGGGGGGGGAUCUUCCUAAUUUUUGAGUUUCUCUCCUGUAAAACGUGAGUUUUGUUUUCUUCACUGACAGUCAAGA